Staurois parvus is the source of this 340-nucleotide messenger RNA. The record is from the annotation of a GenBank genome assembly. Lineage: Eukaryota; Metazoa; Chordata; Amphibia; Anura; Ranidae.
CCUUUUGUUAAAGAAGACUUUGAGCAGGCUCAUGCAGUUUUCACUGAGGUUUUGGAAACAAUGAAAGAAAGCCCUUUCAAUAAGGAACCAGUAUGUAAUGUCUAGAGUUUACAAUGUUACUAGUCAGCUCAAAAUGGCAGAAGACAUUAAACAAUAUGGAGGACAUUUAGGAAUGAUAAAGUAUCACAAGACAGAGCUGUGGAUUCCUGCGGUUCUUGGCAUGGAGAUUCCAGAUCCUGGACCUUCAGAUUUGAUGGUUCCGAUUCUUGGAGUUGAGUAUGAUUAUAUUAAAUGCCACUUAAUUCCAUUGGCGGGAACAAUGGAGGAUUCAGAUGGUCAA